Molecule: messenger RNA, 15865 nt
Organism: Cherax quadricarinatus
Lineage: Eukaryota; Metazoa; Arthropoda; Malacostraca; Decapoda; Parastacidae
Product: zinc finger MYM-type protein 1-like
Biological process (GO): lipid storage; positive regulation of triglyceride storage
Cellular component (GO): cytosol; lipid droplet
Source: RefSeq, a predicted model, not a curated record
AAUUAAAAUUUUGUUAUUAAAAAAUAACUCACAUUAUAAGAAUUCUCUAACAUGUCACCAAGAUCUCUAAAGACACAGCAGUGAUUAUAAAGCCCAUGGCUAAAAUGGUAAGGCUAGAACCUAAGGCAUGUAAUUAAAAUGAAAUUCACAUUGAACAGCACACAAGUGUGCAGGAUUCCUGACAAGCAGGUAUCUAAGGGUGAGGCUAUUGUGCCCUAUACAAUAACAAGGAGGCUACAAAGAGAAAAAGAGAAACAUAGCAAUACUUUCAAAUGUAUCCAACUCUACAAAUUCAAAUUACUUAGUAAUGAUUGUAUGUAUUUAAUUUUAAAUGACUGUUUUGGUCGUUUUAGUUUGUGUGUUUAAUUAGUAUGCAAGUAAUAUUUUAUUUGGUUGUGUAAAUUUUUAAUUGCACAGAAUGCUGAAUAUCAUAGGUUUCAAUUCUCUGCAAAUCCUACAAUCCCUAUUUCUGGCAGACUUAAACUAGUAGUACAUAAUAUGAAAAUUAUACAGUAUGUAAAAGCACACACUAUUGUAUUUAUAAAUAAAGAGUACUAAACAUAGCAAUACUGGAGUAUAUAACAUAAAAUACACUUUUUUUUUUUCAACAUCAGCCGUCUCCCACCGAGACAGGGUGACCCAAAAAGAAAGAAAAUCCCCAGAAAGAAAAUACUGAAAAUACUUUCCUCAUCAUUCAACACUUUCACCUCACUCAUACAUAAUCACUGUUUUUGCAGAGGUGCCCAGAACACAGCAGUUUAGAAGCAUAUAUGUAUAAAGAUACACAACAUAUCCCUCCAAACUGCCAAUAUCCCAACCCCUCCUUUAAAGUGCUGGCAUUGUACUUCCCAUUUCCAGUACUCAAGUGCGGCUAUAUAAAAAUAACUGGUUUCGCUGAAUCCCUUCACUAAAUAUUACCCUGCUCACACUCCAACAGCUCGUCAGGUUCCAAAUACCAUUCGUCUCCAUUCAUUCCUAUCUAACACACUCAUGCAUGCUUGCUGGAAGUCCAAGCCCUUUGCCCACAAAACCUCCUUUGCCCCAUCCCUCCAACCUUUUCAAGGAUGACCCCCUACCUCUCCUUCCUUCCCCUACAGAUUUAUUCGCUCUCCAUGUCAUUCUACUUUGCUCCAUUCUCUCUAAAUGACCAAACCACCUCAACAAUCCCUCUUCAGCCCUCUGACUAAUACUUUUAUUAACUCCACACCCUCUCCUAAUUUCCACACUCUGAAUUCUCUGCACAAUAUUUGCACCACACAUUGCCCUUAGACAGGACAUCUCCACCGCCUCCUCACUGCAGCAUUUACAACCCAAGCUUCACACCCAUAUAAGAGUGUAAUAUUUCGUGAAGGGAUUCAGGGAAACCGGUUAUUUUUAUAUAGCCGGACUCGAGUCCUGGAAAUGGGAAGUACAAUGCCUGCACUCUAAAGGAGGGGUUCGGGAUAUUGGCAGUUUGGAGGGAUAUGUUGUGUAUCUUUAUACGUAUAUGCUUUUAAACUGUUGUGUUCUGAGCACCUCUGUAAAAACAGUGAUUAUGUGUGAGUAGGUGAGUGUUGAAUGAUGAUGAUGAUAGUAUUUUCUUUUCGGGGAUUUUCUUUCCUUUUGGGUCACCCUGCCUCGGUGGGAGACGGCCGACUUGUUGAAAAAAAAAAACUUUCUAGUUUUUUUUUUUUUUUUUUUUUGGGGGGGGGGGGGUUCUUUCUUUUUGGGUUACCCUGCCUCGGUGGAAAACGGCCGAUGCGUUAAAAAAAUAAAAAAUUAGCAGUAAAUAUCACUUGAACAUAACAGACUAGUACUAUUCUGCCCUGAUGUUUAUAGAUGUGACAACAAUUACAAUAGAAAAUAAAACAUUGUACAUUCACGAAACAUCUGUUAGAUAUAACAAAAUUACUCCUAUCUAACACACUCAUGCAUGCUUGCUGGAAGUCCAAGCCCCUCGCACACAAAAACCUCAUUUACCCCCUCCCUCCAACCUUUACUGGCUGACCUUUACCCCAUCUUACCUCCACUGCAGAUUUAUACACUCGAAGUCAUUCAGUUUUGUUCCAUCUUCUCUACAUGUCCGAAGCACCUCGACAACCUCUCCUCAUCCCUCUGGAUAAUAGUUUUGGUAAUCCCGGACCUCCUCCUAAUUUCCAAACUAUGAGUUCUCCGCAUUUUAUUCACACCACACAUUGCCCUCAGACACGACAUCUCCACUGCCUCCAGCGUUCUCCUUGUUGCAACAUUCAUCACCCAUGCUUCACACCCAGAUAAGAGCAUUGGUGUAACUAUACUCUCAUACAUUAACCUCUUUGCUUCUAUGGACAAAGUUCUUUGUCUCCACAGACUCCUCAGUGCACCACUCGCCUUUUUCCCUCAUCAGUUCUGUGAUUCGCCUCAUCUUUCAUAGACCCAUCUGUUGACACGUCCACUCCUAAAUAUCUGAAUACAUUCACCUCCUCCAUACUCUUUCCCUUUAAUCUGAUGUCCAAUCCUUUGUUACCUAAUCUUUUUAUCCUCAUCACCUUACCCAUUCCUAUAUUCACUUUUAAUUUUCUUUUUAUAUGCCAUACCAAACUCAUCCACUAACCUCUGCAACUUCUCUCCAGAAUCUCCAAAAAGUACAGUGUCAUCAAUAAAGAGCAAGUGUGACAACUCCCACUUUGUGUUAGAUUCUUUAUCUUUUAACCCUUUGAGGGUUUUGGUCGUACUAGUACGUCUUACGCGUAGGGGUUUUUGACGUACUAGUACGCAUAAAUUCUAGCGGCCUCAAAUCUAGUGGGAGAAAGCUGGUAGGCCUUCAUAUGAAAGAAUGGGUCUGUGGUCAGUGUGCACAGUCUAAAAAAAAUCCUGCAGCACACAGUGCAUAAUGAGAAAAAAAAAACUGACCAUUUUUUUGGAAUAAAUCAGCGACUUUGCAGUGUAUUUUCGUAUGGUAUUUAUUGUUGUAUUCUAGUUUUCUUGGUCUCAUUUUAUAGAAUGGAAAACAUAUUACAGAAAUUGAGAUGAUUUUGACUGGUUUUACAAUGAAAGGUGCCUUGAAAUUGAGCUCAAAGUAGCAGAAAUGUUCGAUUUUUACCAAACUUCAAAAGUAAACAAAUCGUGCCAAGCGUGCAAUACACGUCAACUGGUGAGUCUAAUAUUCUUUCACAAGUGCACCAAUAAUAUUUAUACCAUUUUUUACACUAAUGCAGUAGUCUGCAUAACAGUAAAUCUUAUAUUUUUUGUGAGAAUAAAAAUUCAAAGUGGAAAGCAAAAGAAUAUAAGAGGGGCCUUGAGACGUGACUAAUGACUAGAGGAAAUGUCAUUUUAGUGCCAGGAAUGUCUUUCUUGUUUAUUCUGGACCCUAUUCGGAAAUUGGCAUCUUUUGAAAUUUGUGUGAAAUUGGCAAAAUUGCUAAAUUCUGACCACUGUACUGGAUAGUUGAAUUUCAUAAAUGGGUGGUUUCUUGCACCCAUUCAAUAGAAAAAAAUGGAGUUCUAGCGAAAUAUUCAUGUUUUUUGCGACUAGUACAGUGAAAUUGGCCGAAAAUGGGGCUCAAAGUGGGCAAAAUCGCCGAUGCGUAAACAUCGCCGAGACCACUAACUUUGCGAGAGCAUAAUUCCUUAAGUUUUCUAUCAAAUUUCAAACUUUUGGUGUCUUUAUGAUCGGGAAAAGAUUCUCUAUCUUUUCAUAGGAGAAAAUAAUUUUUUUUUUUUUUAAAUUUGGCCGACCCUGAGAACGAGUUUCGGAGAGGGCCUGUCGACCCUCAAAGGGUUAACCCCACACCUCUUGCCAACACCCGAGCAUUCACUUCUUUAACAACCCCAUCUGUAAAUAUAUUGAACAAACAUGGUGACAUCACACAUCCUUGUCUAAGGCCUACUUUUACUGGGAAAUAAUCUCCCUCUCUCCUACAUACUCUAACCUUAGCCUCUCUAUCCUCGUAAAAACUUUUCACUGCCUUCUAUAUCCUUCCUCCUAUUUCAUACAUUUGCAACAUCUGCCACAUUGCCCCUCUAUCUACCUGUCAUAUGUCUUUUCCAAUUCCAUAAAUGCCACAAAAACCUCUUUACCCUUAUCUAAAUAUUGUUCACCUAUAUGUUUCACUGUAAACGCUUGGUCUACACACCCCCUACCCUUCCUAAAGCCUCCUUAUUCAUCUGCUAUCCUAUUCUCCAUCUUACUCUUAAUUCUUUUAAUAAUAACUCUACCAUACACUUUACCAGGUAUACUCAACAGACUUCUUCCUUUCUUCUUUCAACACACCGGCCAUAUUCCACCGAGGCGGGGUGGCCCAAAAGGAAAAACGAAAGUUUCUCCUUUUACAUUUAGUAAUAUAUACAGGAGAAGAGGUUACUAGCCCCUUGCUCCCGGCAUUUUAGUCACCUCUUACAACACGCAUGGCUUACGGAGGAAGAAUUCUGUUCCACUUCCCCAUGGAGAUAAGAGGAAAUAAACAAGAACAAGAACUAGAAAGAAAAUAGAAGAAAACCCAGAGGGGUGUGUAUAUAUGUGCUUGUACAUGUAUGUGUAGUGUGACCUAAGUGUAAGUAGAAGUAGCAAGACAUACCUGAAAUCUUGCAUGUUCACGAGACCGAAAAAAGGACACCAGCUAUCCUACCAUCAUGUAAAACAAUUACAGGCUUACUCAACAGACUUAUUCCCUUUUAAUUUUUGUGCUCUCCUUUGUCCCCUUUGCCUUUAUACAAAGGAACUAUGCAUGCUCUCUGCCAAUCCCUAGGUACCUUACCCUCUUCCAUAUAUUUAUUAAUUAAAAGCACCACCCACUCCAAAACUAUAUCCCCACCUGCUUUUAACAUUUCUAUCUUUAUCCCAUGAAUCCCAGCUGCCUUACCCCCUUUCAUUCUGCUCACUGCCUCAUUAACUUCCCCCACACUCACAACUCGCUCUUCACUCAUACAAGAUGUUAUUCCUCCUUGCCCUAUACAUGAAAUCACAGCUUCCCUGUCUUCAUUACCAUUUAACAAUUCCUCAAAAUAUUCUCUCCAUCUUCCUGAUACCUCUCUCUCUCCAUUUAAUAACUCUCCUCACCUACUUUUAACUGCCAAAUCCAUUUGUUCCUUAGGCUUCCUCAACUUAUUACUCUCACUCCAAAACUUUUUCUUAUUUUCAACAAAAUUUCUUGAUAACCUCUAACCCACUCUCUCAUUUGCUCUUUUUACAUUGCUUCACCACUUAACUUUUUUUUCUUUUCCAUAUACUCCUCCCUCAUUUCAUCAUUUCUACUUUGUAAACACCUCUCAUAUGCUAACUUUUUCUCUUAUUAAACUCUUUACAUCAUCAUUCCACCAAUUGCUCUUCUUCCCUCCUGCACCCACUUUCCUGUAACCACAGACUUCUUCUGACCACUCUAACACUACAUUCAUAAACCUAUUCUAUACAUCCUCAGCCCCAUUGCCUAUACCCUCACUAGCCCAUCUGUCCUCCAAUAGUUGUUUAUAUCAUACCUUAACUGCCUCCUCCUUUAGCUUAUAAACCUUCACCUCUCACUUACCUGCUGCUUCCAUUUUCCUUGUAUCCCAUCUACCUUUUACUCUCACUGUAGCUACAACUAAAAAGUGAUUUGAUACGUCUGUGGCCCCUUAUAAACAUGUACAUCUUGAAGUCUACCCAACAGUAUACCAAUACGUACCAAACAAACUUUAUCUUGUGGAAUGAUAGAGAAUCUUUUCCGAAGGUAAUAAAACCAAAGGUAAGAAAUUUGAUGGAAAGCUUAUGGAAUUAUGCUCUCGCAAAGUUAGUGGUCUCGGCAAUAUUUACGCAUCAGCAAUUUUGCCCACUUUAUGCCCUAUUUUUGGCCAAUUUCAUUGUUCCAGUUAACCAAAUUCAUAGCUAUUUUGCUAGUAUUCCAUCUAUUCUGUCAAUUGAGUACAAGAAACUACCCAUUUACCUAUUUCAACUACCCAAUAAAGUGAUCAGAAAUCAGUAAUUUGGCCAAUUUCACACAAAUUUCAUGUGAUGCCGAUUUCAAAAUAGUGUCCAGAAUAAACAGUACAGACAUUCCUGGCACUAAAAUAAUGUCACAUCUUCAGGCCCCUCUUACAUUACAUUUGCUUUCCUUUCUGAAUUUUUAUUCACACAAAUAGAUAGAUUUACUGUUAUGCAGACUACUGCAUUAUUGCAUUGUAUAACAACCCAUUCAUGACCAUGUAUUAAACCGGCCAAUUGGACAUUUAUUGGAUGCGUGGCAUAAUUUGUUUACUCUUGAACAUUGGCAAAAAUCAAACCUUUCCACUACUUUGAGCUCAGUAUCAGGGUACUUUCCAUCCUGAAACCAAUCAAAAUCAUCUUUAUUUCUGUAAUAUAUCUUCUAUCCUAUCAAAUGAGACAAAAAACUGAGAACACAAACACAAAAAUUAUACAAAAAUACACCGCAAAGUCAGAAAAAGAAAUUGGAAUGGUUUGCCUGUGUUUGUGACACCAACAGUGUUUAUGCAAGAAGUAGCAGCAGGUUGGUGAGGCAACCCAGGAAAUUUGAAAUUAAGCUAGCCAAAAUUAGUGCCGGAUUAGUGAUGGAACCAGAUUGGCGAUUGCCAGAUCAGUGAUGUCCGAGCUGUAUAUGGUACAAUAUAAAUUUAGUUUAUUCAUAUGGGGAGAUCUAAUAUUUGUGAAUAAUAUAAUUUUUGAAGUUUGAAGAAUGGGUUUUGAGAUCAUUUUGGUUUCUUCUAGUAGAUACUUUCAGUUUUUGGGACUUAUUUGUAAUAGCACUUUCACGUAGAUACAUAUGUGUGGAAUUUACCUCAUGUUUGAUGCCCAUGGAUUCUGUUGCAGCUCUAUGAAGAAUUUUGAUUCCUGAAGAUGUAAGGUAAACAGUAGAAUGUAUGAACGAUUUGUAUGCUUAGUAAAUUUAAAGCUUUGAUUGGAAGUGAUGUGUGAUGUUUAACCUGAACCAUUUGAUGUAAUGCUGAUGGUUUCCUUUUGUUGUAUAAUUGGUUUAAGAUGGUUUAGAAGCAAAAGGAAGGCUCUGUCAUUAGUUGAAAAUUACAAGGUGAAAGAACACAAUUUUGAGUUUACCAUAAAAUAUUUUAUUGUAUGUAAAUGUGCCUUUUUAAUUACAUGAAAAUAUGUAAGAACUUUUUUAACAUUCACAGAACACUUCUUGUCUGUCUUGUUACUUCUGUGGUAUUUGUUUGCAUACACAGUUUGCAGUUGCUAAAUUACCUAUACAAACAGGUAAUUAUAGGUCUUUGCAGUUGUUGUUUUUAUUCACCAAAGAUAUUAUUUAAAGUAACACAGAAAGAGCUGUAUAUAACUGGCUUUGUAAGCUGCACGUGUCUUUAUUUUCCUACACUUGUAUCAACAGUAGCUUACACGAACAUUAAGUAAGGAUAUUGGCAAAAUAAGUGUUUUGUGUAUGUGUAUGUGUGCACUUUUUAUCAAAAGUAGGGUAAUGUGUUUCUGAUAACAGCAUAGUUGUGCAUGUAGUGACCAAGUCUGAAGUACUUGAAGCAAGAAAAAUUAUGCUAAGCUUGAUUUAAGAAAAAAUAUAUGAAACUUGAUGUAAUUUGACUGUUUUCCUCCAAAGUAUCGUAUGUUUAAUAAAAAUAAUUGAUUUAUAUUUAGUAGUUAUUUCAUUGUUCUUUAUCUUGUAUAUGCUUUGCUAAAGGAGUGUCAUAAUUUUAAGCUACUGCAGUUUAAUUCCCCCCAAAUGACAUGCUGUAAUGUGCCCAGAACAGAAAAAAUGAAAUUUACAGUAGUAGUAGUACUAUUGUAGAGGAUAUUCUUGGGGCUCCCAACUCAAGAAUGAGCUGUAUUGCUGGUGUUCCUACUUACAAACAAGUAUUUUGUAAUGCAAAAUUGACAGAAUGGCUCAUAAAAAUUUAAUUGAUUUGUAAGUGCUUUGUUCAGAAGCGAUGAUGUUUGCAUAGAAUUUUAUUAACGCUGGCUGUUUCCUGACAGAUGCAAAAUGGCAAACAAAGAAAAUCACUUGCAUUUGUUUUGCACUUGCUCCAUUGCACUGAAUGACCCACACAAGUAUGGAACUUUCUGUGAAUGGAGAAAAGGGGUCUUCAGUAGACAUACUGUUGGAGUGUGGGUAGGGUAAUUUCUACGAAGGGAAUCAGAGAAACUGGUCAGCCCGACUUGAGUCCUGGGGAAUAGAAAGGGCAGUGCCUACCUGAAGGAGGGGUGGGGGAUGUUGCAGUCAGAAGGUAAUCACAGUGUGUUGUCAGCACACUUCCGGAAAAACUAUGAUCAAAUGAAUGAUGGUGAAUGUAAUUUCUUCUUUGGGGCCACCCUCCCUUAACAGGAGACGGCCAUGAGUUAAAGAAAAAAAAUAUACAAUACAGGCAGGUCACUCUUAUACAGCAGGUUAGGUUCUGGGCUACUGCUGUAAAGUAAAAAUUUCUGUAAAGUAAAGCCUAAUAGCCUUUUUUCAUUUUCAGGUGCAUAUAAAAGCCUAAACUGUUGUAUUCUGAGCACCUCUGCAAAAACAGUGAUAAUGUGUGAGUGUGGUGAAAGUGUUGAAUGAUGAUGAAAGUAUUUUCUUUUUGGGGAUUUUCUUUCUUUUUUUGGGUCACCCUGCCUCGGUGGGAGGCGGCCGACUUGUUUGAAAAAAAAAAUAAAAAUAAAAAUAAAAAAUAAAAGCCUGAUAAUGUGAUUACACUAUCAUAUAUUAAGCAAGCAAUAGAGCUAGGCCUAAAAAAUGCACAUUCAGUACAGACAUUACUUACCUGAAAAUGUUUUCAUUCUUAGCUUGUAGUGAGUGGUGAAUAUAUUUAUUGUAGGAAGUCUGAAUAAAUGAAGAAUGGGUAUAAUUGAAAACUGCUGCAUUAGCAAAAUGCCAUAAAGCAAAGCUCUGUAAAGUGAAACCCAUUUGUAAUAAUAAUCCCUCAUUGUCUUGUCAGAAGGGUGCAGAUAUUACUUUCCAGAUACCCAUUAAGUUGCAACAUUCCUAGUCAGUUUACAGUGCAGGCAUCAUAUUUCCCAUUUCCAAAAUUCAAGUUUGUUUUACCAGCAGUAUGGAAGGGACAGCAUUAUUUAUGUGAGUGUAUUAGAUAGGAGUGAAUUGAGAUGAAUGGUUUUUGGGACUUGAUGAGUUGUAGGAGUGUGAGCAGGGUAAUAUUUUCUGAAGGGAUUCAGGGAAAUCGGUUAGCUGGACUGGAGUCCUGGAGGAGGGGGUUACAAUGCCGGCACUUUAAAGGAGGGAUUUGUGAUAUUGGCUGCUUGUAGUGACAUCUUAACUGUUUUAUCUGAAUGCCUCUGCAAAGACUUGAUUGUGUGAAUGAUGGUGAAAGUGUUUCUUUUUUGGGUCACCCUGCCUUGGUGGGAUACGGUUGGUUUGUUGGAAAAAAAAAAUUAAUGAAAAUUGAAUUUAUGGAGAUACUAGAUAUGACUUAGAGAAUUGUAAAGCAAAUAAGGAAGUAAUUAUGUGAUAAUAGUUGAAGAUAUGAAUGAAUUAAAAAAUUGAAUAACAGGGUAUAAUUUAUAACAUAGAAUUCUCCUCAAGAAAGGUUUCCUAAUGCUGGGGAGAGACUUGAUGCAGGUGAGGAGCUCUUGAUCCAAGGAAUUAGACCUAACUUUCCUUACCAUGGAUUCAUUCUCAGUACGGUGGAAACAUUAGGAUUGGUUUCCUUAAAACACCUUCUGUCCCUGUUCACUUACAGUAGAUGGACACCUGGAUGUAAGCCAACUGAUAUGGGUCACAUGUUGGGGUCAAAACUGACCUAAUUUCUCCAAAAUGUUCUGCAUAACCAGGGGCUUUCUAUAUACAGGUCCACAUCCCUUUAUCCGAAACUCUUGGGGCCAGUAGUGUUUCUAAUUUCAGAAUUUUGCGAAUUUCAGAAUGAAGGUUGGGUCUAGGGCAGCAACCCAUAAUCAUACAUUAACACUGCAGCAAAAACAUAUGAAUACUCGCACUAAGUGGGAUAAAUAAAGACUACAAAUACUACAAUGGGUUAUUUAUGGAUUAAUAUAUUGACAAAUGAAAUGUAGUAAUGGGAUAAUUAUAGACCAGGAACGAGAUUCUCGAGACAAUUGACAGACGGUGUUUUUAAAGACUUCUUCAAUUGUCAUCUGUCUUAUUGACAUAGGUUUCUGUCUAAGCAGUCUCUUGGGUUACCCAUGCUUUCUUGUUGGCAUAAUAAUGCACACGUAAAUUGCGUACACCUUUCAGACAUCUCGAAUGUUUGCUUUUUCCAAUCGCUGCGACCUUCACCUUGUGUGUGCCUGCAGCAUUGGCACACCCAAGAAUAGUUAACCUGUCCUUAGCAUCCUUAACCCUUAAAUGGUCCAAACAUAUAUAUACGUUUUUUCAACAUCUGAAAGUAUGUAAAAAAAUGUAGAUCUUCUUUUUUUGUUUUACAUUUGAAAACGUGUAAAAAAACUUUUAUCUUCAUUUUUUUUUUGUUAUAUUUGAAAAUAUGUAAAAAAAAGUAGAUCUACUUUUGUAGCAAUACGAAUUUGAACGUCGAUCUGUUUGGACCGUUUAAGGGUUAAAACCUGUUGGUGCUUUUUCAUCAGCCAUUGUUGUUUUUCUAGGAACGUAGCACCAGUAGAGAGCUGUUUCAUCAGCAUUGUAAAUUUAUUCAUAACUAAGGUUUUUAUCGGAUAUUAUCUUGGCAAAUUCGUCAUUGUAAUAUUCAGCUGCUUCAUGGUCAACAGAACCUUUUUCACCACAGAUUUUCAGACAUUUUACACCAUUACGCUUCUUAAAUUUCUGCAGCCAACCAUCUGAAUAUUGACACUCGCCUUCAAUGUUCAGUUCUUCAUGAUAUAUUCUAGCUUGUUUCAUGACCAACAAACCAGUCAGCGGCAUAUGUUCACUUCUUCGUUGUCGAAUCCACUCCAUUAGCACACAGUCAAGAUCUUCGUUUUUUGCUGUAUGCAGUGUUUUCCUAUUUUUCAUUAGUUUUUAGUCAUCACUGUCACUAUAAUAUUUUAGUAAGUUAUCUUUGUUUCUUUAAAUCAUAAACAGUGGUAGUUCCAACACCAUAUUCUUCAGUAAGAUGCUGCACUGACACACAGUGAUCAAGUUUCUGCAGUAACUCUACUUUCUGCGUUAUUAAUAAUGUCAGAUGCUUCCUUUUCUUUUUCUCACUGUUACCCAUAGGGAUAUCUGCAGCUUUUUUUGACAUUCUCAGUGAAAUUAAAUACAAUCGCAAAAUAAAAAGCAAAAACAAAAUAUCAGCGAACAGCAGAUGCACGUGUGAACACUACAAGUGCUGAGACACAACUGACGCCUGCCAUCCUGGCUGUCAGUGCUGGGUCAUGCCACCACGUGGCAGCAUUGGAGUUAAGUAGAGAUAACUGACACUCCAUGAAAAAACUUCAGUUUUCAGAACUUUUCGAAUUUCAGAAUUUCGGAUAAUGGGAUGUGGACCUGUAACAGUAUGCCCCUCAAGGAAGGUUCCUUGAUGCUGAUGAGGAGCUCUUGAUCUAGGGAAUUGAAUGUGCUCCAGUUCCUUGAAUUAAGCCUGCAUACCUUCCAUCCUCCCCCACCCCCACAUACACUGUAUAAUCCCUACGAGUUUAGCGCUCCCUCAUGAUUGUAAUAAUAAUUAUAUAUAAUAGUAUGCCACUGAUGUCAGCUAGGCCUGUAUAUGUUGUAGAAAUAGAUUAUUAUUAUUAUGUUAGUGAUAGGCUCUUGAUUCAAGGAAUUAUAGCUGACCUUUCCUUAAACCUGAUUAACUUCCAUUUUCCAAGCAAUGUAUGAACUACAAGUUAAGGGCUUCUUUCCUUUUUUUUGUUUUUUCCCAGAAGCUGCUAAUAUCACAGAUCAGAUGGCCCUCCAAAUGGCUGCCUCAUCACUUUUUUUUUACAGAUUAGGCUCUGUAUUUCCUACCUUCAGGACAACAUUAUAAUAAUUGUUUCAGCAGCAGGGGAACGAGGGUGCAAUUGUUGAUAACUGUGACGUCCGCCGAGUACAUUACAAUUUAUUUGGCAUUCACGCACAUUUGCAUGCCUUCUUGACUAGCAACUGGCAGUUCAAUGCAGCAAUUCUGGGACCCCUACUGCUCUAUUAAAUGCCCAGUUCAGUUAACCAAUAGUGUGAGAGCUGGUCCCUCAGGCUAGGUGAGGUUGUUUAACUACUCAGCUGUGGGUCAGACAUUCACUCAAGUUGGUCUUGUACACUCAUACUCUCAUGCCUGUUCUGAGGUGUAAAAUGGUAAUGUUAUGAGUGACUUUUUGCAUUUUUGCUUAUUAUUAUUAUUGUACUGCUGAUUUCACUCUGUGAAUACUGUAUCUUUCUUGAAAGUUUUAUUCGGGUAAAGAAAAAACUACCCUGAAUUUACCUUUGCCUUUGAGUGUCUGGGUCGAACCUUGUCUGAAGACUUAAGUUACAGCCAGCUACAACAGGCCUUGGAAUUGCUACCUGCAUCUGUAACAGCAGCCUUGUAGGAGACAAGAGAAUAAGGAAGACUUAGUCAUGUGACCAAAUUAGGUUGGCAUUACUGGACCCCCAGUGCACCUCUGCUCAGGAAGCCAUACAGCUGGCAGGUUCUAGAACUGCACGACUCGUGUAGAUUUAAGUCGAAUGCACCAGGUAUGUCAAACUUCUCUCUGGCUUAGUGCUUUUUUCAUGAAUAAUAAUUGCUUAUAAAACAAUAAAUACUAGUUUGCUUGUAUGAGAAAAUUUAUUUAAAUACUAUAAAUUUUAUUUUAUUUAUUAUAUAUUAGCAAGAUUAUGCAUGUUUGAUACAAAUAUAUGACUUAUAAUAAUCUGUAUUUAGUCUAUGGCUUUGCAAAGCAGUUUUAUAUUCCCACAGAAAAAAAGCUUUUUGAGAAAGGAAAAAGUGAUAAUCGAGAAAUAUUGUACAUGUAAUCUGAAUGAUGAAAUACCUCUUUCUUACCUACAUAUCUCCUACCCUUUCUCCUCUCUCCUCUCUCUCUCUCCCCUCUCCCUUUCUCUCCUCCCUCUUCCUCCUCUAUUUUUCUUUCCCCUGCUCUCUCAUCUUACCUUUCCUCCUUUCUUGCUUCCUUAAUUUUCUCUCCCUCAACACAAAUAUACUGAUAAUUCCAUCUCUGAAACUGAUGCUAUCUAUGACCUUUAAUUAAUUACAUUAGAAAGUGCUUCCCUGUAUCAUUUUAAUUAUAUUCUUUUCUAAUAUUCCCUUUUAAUUGGCUCUUGUAUUUUAUUCCUAUUUCUUAAUUUCCUUUUUCUAUUCAUGUGUAUUCUUUUCAGUUUUAAUGUAUUAUACAUUCAUUUCUGUUUUAGAGCAUUGAUGCACCCUCAUAGGUUCAGUGUGGGUUUUAAACAAAAAUUAUACAGCAUGUAAAACACAUGUAGCAGAGCGAGCUCUAAGUAAUUCUUUAUCAGGUCUGUAUUAUCUUAAACUUAAAUAUACUAACAGUAACACGUACAAAUUUACUUUAAAAGUUAAGUCAUGUCUACGUGCAUACACGUGCACGUGUUCAUAUGCAUGUGUGCGCAUGUAAUACUGAUUCCCAAGCCAAGUGUGCUUAGCCUCAAGAAACCCUGCCUCAGUGUGGUGUGCCGCACCUCGCAGCAAGACACAAGCAGGGUAGGAGAGGAUCAAGAAUGAUAUCAAGUAAAGUGUGCCUGAGGCAAGGUGACCUGUCCUCACCGAUGUUUGUGAGACAAGUCAGGUCGCUGCCAGUGAUGCAAGAUGCUCUCUCCCUGGGUGCCUCACUCUACCGUACCACGAAGGAUAAGCAGUAUGUGGGUGUGGCUGUGCAGGCAGCAGAGAUGGGUGUGUGGGUUGCAGCCAACAUCAUGUUACCCUUGGUCUCGCCCCUGCUGGAGCGAGUGAGUGGAUGGACAGCCUUGGAUGAGUGGGCAUGCAUGGGUCUUGACCAUGUCAAGGAGGCACUGCCUGUUAUCAAUAAACAAACUAAAGAGAUUGUGAGUACCACCCGCAACACAGUGCUCACCGCUUUGGCUGGUAAUGAAGCCACUGAGGUGCCACCCUCCUUCAGUGCUGCCCUCACCUCACGUGCCACUCACACGAUGGGGUGUGUGGCUGAAAGCAAAGGAGGUCAAGUGGCAUUUGGGACAGCAGAGCAUCUGCUGGACAUGGCUCACACACUAGUGGAUACAUAUGUGCCUCCUGCCAAAGGAAACCUUCAUGAAACAGAAGGCAGAGGCGGGUCACUUGGGCUGAAGGCAGUGGCACUGACCAACAAGAUACAUCGACGUUUCAAGCGGCAUAUUCACACACAGCUAAAUGUUAACUCUAAAGAUGACUUGGAUGAUGAUGAUGUUAUCAUCACUUCUGGGCACCUGCUGGAGCUUGGACGACGUUCUCUAUUCAGCUGGUACCUUUAUAUAAGCCAACAGCAGCAUGUCCAGCAGGUGAUGGAAGGAGCCAAUGCUGUGAGGAAGCUGGUGUUGAAUGGAGCAAAAACACUGUACACUGCCAUGAUUCACAGAGCAGGCACAGUCUGUGCAUUUUUAACAAGAGACGUGGAAAGCGUAGAGAGAAGUGGUAGGGUAGGUUCAAUAAAGGGUGGAUUUAAAAAAUCGAGUGAUGUAGGGAGGGACGCUCUAGACAUGUUGAAUAAAGAAUCAAGCAGUGUGGCUCUGGCUUGCACUUUGGUAACAAAUAGAAUAAAUGUUGCUCACCGAGUUAUGAAAUGUGGAUUGGAUGUUGUAUACACUUUGACAGUAAGGGUAACAGAAAAAACGUACAGUGGGAUAACAGAAGUAGCCAGUAUGGCACACACUGUGUUAAGUGGAACAGGCAUAGUUCAUAAUAUAAUGAAUGCAAGGAUCAUUGGAUGCACAGUGCCCAAAAGUACCACAAAACACACAAAUAUUGUUCGACCAACCAUCAUCAGAUUCCCUAUCUCUGAGUAUGCUUGUAUGAGUUCUGUUGCUGCUCAAUUGAAAAAAGACAAGGCCACUACCCAGGCUGCUCUCUGGUACUCCUGGGGUGUAUCUAGAGGAAUGAUGGCAUGGGUGGCAUCAGUCAUUCAUUCAUACAUGACUGAUAAUUCGUCGGAUCUGAAGAUAUGUAAGGAGUUUGUCAUGAGAAAUUUGUAGAGACAUCCAUGAAGUUGGUUUAUACAUUACAUUCAAGACUUGCAAGAUCAAAAUCUUGUCACUUGCUUACCAACUGUUGAGCAUUUACUAUUAUUCCAAUCUACUUUGACUUCUUGCACAGUAUCUGUAUUCAAAAAGGUGCCUUAAUACCAGUGAAAGGCAUUUGAUCCAAAGAACUGGAACUAAUUUUUCUCUCUCCUUGGAUUCCUCUUCAAGGGGGGCUCCUUGGUGUGGUGAAGAGGCUCUUGGUCUGAGGAAUUAGACCUGUUGGUCUUCUUCCUCAGACCGAACCUAAUUACCCCCCAUUCUCCCCUCCCCUAUCCCAUCCUCCCCUUUUUCCAUUCCUCCUCCUCCUCCCCUCCCCUCCCUUUUGCCCUUCCUCUUUUUGGCCUUUGGGAUUUCUCCCACAGGCGCGCUAGUUCCUAGGUAGGGGAAAGGACACCGGGGUCCAUCCCAUUCCGUUGAGGUUCUUGGCGGUGGCGUAGUUUGCCGUGGAAUCUGGAUCGCCUGGGGAUGUCCUGAUCCCUCUCCGGUAUCCCAGAGUAGUUUUGGGUGUCUUUCGGGCGACGGGUGUAUCUCUGGAAGCCACCUUUCAGAUUCCGGGGGUGGUGGCCGAAGGAGGUAUGCUUUGUGGCGGAUAUCCGGCCGCCCUCUCUUUUGUCCACCGAGGUAGCUCGGCAGAUGUGAGGUUGCUAUCCCGGAUUGCUGGUUUACUGGCGUGAAGGGUAGGGUAUGACACGGGUUCCAUGCUGCAUCUGCGCUACUAGCGGUGCUGAGGUCCUCUUGGGCGCAGAGGGAGAUUUCCGGCCCUUUCAUUCCUCCCCGCUCCCCCCUUUUUUUUAUUCUUUUUUUAUUUUUAUUUUCUUUUUUUCUUUCUUUCUUUUUCUUAAAAAACAAAAAGAAAGGAGUAACCUAACCAGGGAGUACCCAAUCCAU